AUGGACUCCAAACUCGUUUUCAUUAAAAAUAGCAUCAAUAUCUUUGCUUGUAUCGCUGGAUACUUCUUGGUAGUUCAUGGGGGGAUUGAUGGAUUCUCUAGAUCUAUUGUCCAUUUAAAAUGUUCAAACAACAAUAGAUCAGAAACAGUUCUUGGUUUAUUCAAAGAAGCUAUCACUUUUUUUGGUCUACCAUCAAGGGUGAGGAGUGACAUGGGUGGCGAGAAUGUGGAGGUGUCGAUGUUUAUGCUUUCACACCCUGCACGAGGYCCAGGAAGAGCAAGUAUGAUCACAGGAAAAAGUGUACACAAUCAGAGGAUAGAGMGGCUUUGGAGAGACAUGUAUUACCAAGUUACAUUCGUUUUCUACAACCUGUUCUAUCAUAUGGAGGCCUGUCAAGUGCUCAAUCCCAAUGAUGAUAGCCAUAUUUUCUGCUUACACUACAUAUACAUUGAAAGAUAUAACAGGACUUUACAAAMUUUUGUUUCUGGCUGGAACCAUCACAAGAUCUCAUCAGCUGGUCAUCGCACACCAAUGCAGCUGUGGAUGUUGGGUAUGAAUAGUAUUGCAAACUCCAGCUUAACUGUGGCCAAGGAAACAUUUGGAGACAUGGAGGGUAACUGUAAUAAUUAUGGGAUUGACUGGGAUGGSCCAUUACCAUGCAGUGAAUGRAGUGGUCCAGAUGAAGAUGGUGAUAUCAUUGAAAUUCCUCYUGUUAACUGUCCUUUACAAGAGGCUGAUUAUGGAAGGCUUAAAGUUCUUGUAAAUCCACUUGAUACAAGUGAUUCAUAUGGUAUUGACUUGUACAUGAAAACACUUUCUUUUGUAUCUGAUUGUUUAAAUACAUCAAAUGCAUCAUAAAGUACAUUUCAUUUUUCAUCAAACCAUUAAACUAAAACCAUAUUA
Molecule: messenger RNA, 903 nt
Organism: Actinia tenebrosa (Australian red waratah sea anemone)
Lineage: Eukaryota; Metazoa; Cnidaria; Anthozoa; Actiniaria; Actiniidae
Biological process (GO): DNA integration
Molecular function (GO): nucleic acid binding
Source: RefSeq, a predicted model, not a curated record